UUACAUGAACAAGAAAUUGGAAAUACAAAUCAAAGAACAAAUUGUUACGGCUUUGGCGUUUAAGCCAAACAAAUUUUGAAGGGCAAAUUUCAAAAAGGUGUGACGUUGUAACAAUUCUAAAACAAAGUUAACCUACUUCUCGGAAUGCAAAACAUACAAUCAUAUGUUAAGAAAAUGCUAUCUUGUGUUUUUGAGGUGACGUCUACGGACUUCAGGAAAGAAACCUCCCUCAUACAUAAACAUGAUGUGUUCUACUGUUUUAAGGAGAGGAGGUAAAGACGUCCGCUUCAGGGCCAGCAUCCUUGCACUCACUGUAAGAUUUCUGAAUCCAUAGUUAUAAAAACCUUUCCAGUCUAGAAUCAGGGGCUUUCCCGGCAACCACGGCGCACGCGCCUGUGUCCUCGGGCGUCGCUCGUGCAGCGCGCGGGCACAGCCCGCUAACGGGUAAGCGGGUCUAGGAAACUACACGUCCUUCACGUAAACAAACCCCGGGAUCCCCCGAGCUUUCGGGCACGUCAACUGAAAAGGGGUGAUGUAGUCUCAGCUCAAGAAUUCCCCAGGCACUGAGCAGGUCCCAUUCUGGGGGCCCAGGGGAGGAUGAGCAACUACAACCCCCAACAUGCCGUGCGCACUUCGGCCCAGGAAAGGACGCCACGGGGUUGCCCGGCCAGACGGCGAGGUCGCCCCGAAACAGGCUUAGCACGAACGACUUCCAAGUCGAUCGACUGAAAUACUCGGACCCCGAACGACGGGCGUUUCAGAUCUGGCUUUUUGGGUCCCCCCCGGUGACGCCCGCGGCUCUGGGCGGGGGGGGGGAGGCCAGCCCGGACCUCCUGGGCAGUCGCGUUCCAGGGCUGGAAUCCGGCUCGGCCAAGCCGGCGUCGGAACUCUUAACGCCCCCGGCCGGCCGGCGCCGGAAGUGACGUUUCAUGCCGGAAGAAGGGAAAGGCGGAGUGUGGCGUGCUGACGUCCUCCCAAGAUGGCAGAGCGAGGGUGAGCAAACUGUCCUCCCUUUCACUCUAGAACAGGAGCGAACUUCUGUUCUGAUAUCAAAAUGCAGUACUCGCACCACUGUGAGCACCUUUUAGAGAGACUGAACAAACAGCGGGAAGCAGGUUUUCUCUGUGACUGCACAGUGGUGAUCGGGGAAUUCCAGUUUAAAGCCCACAGGAAUGUGCUCGCCUCCUUCAGUGAGUAUUUUGGUGCCAUCUACAGAAGCACUUCUGAGAACAAUGUCUUUCUUGAUCAGAGUCAAGUGAAGGCUGAUGGAUUUCAGAAACUGUUGGAGUUUAUAUACACAGGAACAUUAAAUCUUGACAGUUGGAAUGUUAAAGAAAUUCAUCAGGCUGCUGACUAUCUCAAAGUGGAAGAGGUUGUCACUAAGUGUAAAAUAAAGAUGGAAGAUUUUGCUUUUAUUGCUAAUCCCUCUUCUACAGAGGUAUCUAGUAUUACUGGAAAUAUUGAAUUGAAUCAGCAGACUUGUCUCCUUACUCUACGGGAUUAUAACAACCGGGAGAAAUCAGAACUACCUACAGAUUUAAUUCAGGCAAAUGCUAAACAAGGGCCUUUAUCAAGAAAGUCAUCUCAAAGUAAAAAGAAGAAAAAGGUUCUUAAGUCCCAGAAAACUGGGCAGAAUAAAACAGUGCAAUAUCCAAGUGACAUUUUAGAGAGUGCAUCUGUUGAAAUAUUACUGGAUGCAAGCAAGUUGUCUACCCCUGUCAUAGAACAAGUUGCACAAAGAAAUAAUUCAGAACUGGAGUUGACAUCAGUUGUGGAAAAUACUUUUCCAGCACAAGAUAUUGUACAGACUGUUACAGUGAAACGAAAACGUGGAAAGUCACAGCCAAACUGUGCUCUGAAAGAACACUCUAUGUCUAAUAUAGCCAGUGUCAAGAACUCAUUUGAACUGGAGAGCUCUGGAGAAGAGCUGGAUCAGAGGUAUCCCAAGGCCAAGCCAAUGUGUAAUACAUGUGGGAAAGUCUUUUCAGAAGCCAGCAGCUUGCGAAGGCACAUGAGAAUUCAUAAAGGCGUCAAACCUUACGUCUGCCACUUGUGUGGAAAGGCAUUUACCCAGUGUAACCAGCUGAAAACGCAUGUAAGAACACAUACAGGUGAAAAGCCAUACAAAUGUGAAUUGUGUGAUAAAGGAUUUGCUCAGAAAUGCCAGCUAGUCUUCCAUAGUCGCAUGCAUCAUGGUGAGGAAAAACCCUAUAAAUGUGACGUAUGCAAUUUACAAUUUGCAACUUCUAGCAAUCUCAAGAUUCAUGCAAGGAAGCAUAGUGGAGAGAAGCCAUAUGUCUGUGAUAGAUGUGGACAGAGAUUUGCUCAAGCCAGCACACUGACGUAUCAUGUUCGUAGGCAUACUGGAGAAAAGCCUUAUGUCUGUGAUACCUGUGGGAAAGCAUUUGCUGUCUCUAGUUCUCUUAUUACUCACUCUCGGAAACACACAGGUGAAAAGCCCUACAUAUGUGGUAUUUGUGGGAAAAGUUUUAUUUCCUCAGGAGAGCUCAACAAACAUUUUAGAUCCCAUACAGGAGAAAGACCAUUUAUCUGUGAAUUGUGUGGAAAUUCUUAUACAGAUAUUAAAAAUUUAAAGAAACACAAAACAAAAGUCCAUUCCGGUGCAGAUAAAACUCUGGAAUCCAGUGUAGAGGAUCAUACCUUGAGUGAACAAGAUUCCGUACAAAAAAGUCCUUUAUCAGAAACUUUGGACGUGAAGCCUUCUGAUAUGACUCUGCCGCUAGCUCUUCCCCUUGGGACUGACGACCACCACAUGCUUCUGCCUGUCACAGAUAAUCAUUCUCCUACAUCAGAUACACUGUUGAGAUCAACUGUGAAUGGGUACUCAGAACCACAAUUGAUUUUUUUACAACAAUUAUACUGACUUU
This is a messenger RNA of Sorex araneus (European shrew), 2888 nucleotides long. RefSeq names its product myoneurin (gene MYNN). NCBI's taxonomy places the organism in Eukaryota, Metazoa, Chordata, Mammalia, Eulipotyphla, Soricidae. The transcript has 8 exons. Gene Ontology annotation, biological process: regulation of transcription by RNA polymerase II. Gene Ontology annotation, cellular component: nucleus. The record is from RefSeq and is a predicted model, not a curated record. Gene Ontology annotation, molecular function: RNA polymerase II cis-regulatory region sequence-specific DNA binding; protein binding; DNA-binding transcription factor activity, RNA polymerase II-specific. The coding region runs from base 1055 to 2884 and encodes 609 amino acids.